AUGUGCUAAAAAAAGAGUGCAUAGAUCACACUCAAAAAAGAAUGGGUACACGUUUGAGAAAUUUGGUAAAAAAAACUAAAGGACUGAGCGGUAGAGGAAAGUUGACUGGUAAAUUGAUCGAUAAGUUAUCAAUAUACUACGGUCUUGCAAUCAGACGUCAUUGUAAUUCUAUUGAAGAAAUGAAGAAAGCUAUUUGGGCGACGUUAUACCACAACAUAUCUACUGACCAGAAGCCUCAGCACCACUUGUGCCCGGAAGGUGAGAAGUCGUGGUGCUCUUGGCAAUCAACAAAAGCGACGGCCGGAGAUCUACAAAAUUAUAAACAUAAAACGCCUAUGCCAAUUGAGGUAUUUGAAGCUGUGAAGCCAAUAUACGAAGAAUUGAGUAGAGAUGAACUUCUCACUCGUUGCUUAGGUGGAUAUACACAGAACUCCAACGAAAGCUUUAAUGCGCUCGUGUGGUCCAUGGCCCCUAAGAACAUUUCUAGUGGCAAAAUCGUCCUCGAUACAGCUGUAUUUCUUGCUGUUUUAUAUUUCAAUGAUGGCUACAAUGGAGUUUUCAAAGUUAUGGAGCAAUUGGGCAUCACAAUUGGAGAAAAAUGCUACAAUUUCUGCUCGGAAGCCGAUGCUGUCCGUAUCUCGCUUUCCGAGCGCUCCCUCACUGAAGAGGCUAAAGCUGCCCGUAAAGAUGCAACUUCAUCCAGAAAAGAUGAGGACCAAGAGAAUCUUCAUUUGGAAGGCCAAUUGUAUGGAGCAGGCAUUGCAGAUUGAAGAUCAAAAAUUGUGACCUGUACAUGUACGCCAAUGCGGAUGUAUAAAAAAAAACGGCUUUUUUUCAGUGUGCUUCCACGCCGGCAUUUUAUAUUUAAAAAAUUCAAUAAAAUAUGUUUUUUAUACCUAAAGACUAGUACUUUCAUUAGUGCA
Molecule: messenger RNA, 923 nt
Organism: Trachymyrmex cornetzi
Lineage: Eukaryota; Metazoa; Arthropoda; Insecta; Hymenoptera; Formicidae
Exons: 2
Coding region: 42-770 (242 amino acids)
Source: RefSeq, a predicted model, not a curated record